Molecule: messenger RNA, 744 nt
Organism: Pomacea canaliculata
Lineage: Eukaryota; Metazoa; Mollusca; Gastropoda; Architaenioglossa; Ampullariidae
Product: complex III assembly factor LYRM7-like
Exons: 5
Coding region: 56-451 (131 amino acids)
Biological process (GO): mitochondrial respiratory chain complex III assembly
Source: RefSeq, a predicted model, not a curated record
GGGGCAGUAACUCUUACUGUCUUCCGUUACAACGCACAUUUCCACGGUCAAAGCAAUGGCAACACGAAGUCGGGCUCUUGCAGCAUUUAAAGAGUUACACAAAACAUGCAAGACUGUGUUUUCAGGAGACAAAAAAGCGCUCAAAGCAAGCAGGUUCAAAGUAAAUUCAGAAUUUAAGAAGUACAAAGAUGAAACAGACACAAAGACAAUUGAAAAUCACAUUCAAUGGGCUAAUGAUUCUGCUCGUCUGCUUCGACUAACAGUUGUACAAGGCAAGCUUAAGGAUGAUGGAACUACCUAUGAAGUGCGCUUAAGGAAAGAUACAAGCCUAGAAGACAACACCAUCUUUAAUCCUAAUGCUGACAUUCCCAUGAGACCACAACAUAGAAGGAGAAAGGAAGUGCAUUCUUCCAACUUAGAAAUUGACCUGUUGAAGGGAAAGAAAGGAUGACAUUAGCAACAUUUCCAAAUGAUGUCUACUGCCUUCCAUAUUGAUUCCUGUGUCCUGUUCUGCAUGCAUAUUGCAUAUUCACACGAGAAAGAAUCCUAAAUUUCUAAACAAAGCUUUCUUGUAUUGUGUUGCCAGCAGAGCGUUUUUCUCUCUCAAACACUGCAUCUCCAGUGACAUUGUUGCAUGUCAGCAUAGUACACUUCGAUCAAUUUUCGUUUGAAGUCUUAAGCGCAGAUCUAGCUUCUUGUACCUGACUAUCAUCACUGCAGAAUACAAAACCUUUCCUAACUAAA